AUGGCGUGGGGUGUUCUCUUUUAUUAUAACCUGAAAACUAGGUGGUUUUACUCCUCCUUCGUCUUGACACCAUGUCAAGUCCUGUCGGGAAGAGCAGCCACUUGCAGUCCUGGUGGAGGCGUGUUGCAAAUCUUGCUGAGUAUAACAGAGGAUUUCCUGGCAACAUACCAUGCCAACUACGGCUUCCACACAGAUGAUACAGACAGUUCCUCUGCUGCAGGCACAGCAACUGAAAGUAAGCAGCCUGUGAGUUCCAAGGCAGCAGGAGCACACCCAGCAGCAGAAGAGAAAGGACCACAAAAACCAGAUCCCAAACAAAAAGCAGAAAAACGGAAGAUUGAGCCAGGUUGGUUUCAUGUUGAAGACGACAGAAACACAAAUGUUUAUGUGACUGGUUUGCCUCCAGACAUUACGAAAGAUGAAUUUGUCCAAGUCAUGUCAAAGUGUGGUAUCAUUAUGCGAGAUCCGCAGACAGAAGAACACAAAAUCAAACUGUACAAAGAUAAGGAAGGAAAUCUGAAAGGAGAUGGACUCUGUUGCUAUCUAAAGAGAGAAUCGGUUCAACUUGCUUUGAGGCUUCUGGAUGAGGCAGAAAUUCGAGGCUAUAAACUGCAUGUUGAAGUUGCAAAGUUUCAACUGAAGGGGGAGUAUGAUGCCAGCAAGAAAAAGAAGAAAUGUAAAGACUACAAGAAGAAGUUGUCUCAGCAGCAGAAACAGCUGGAUUGGAGGCCUGAGAAGAAAGAUGGGGAAACUCGAAUGCGACACGAACGCAUCAUUAUUAUCAGGAAUAUGUUUCAUCCAAAGGACUUUGAGGAGGAUCCCUUAGUGCUCAAUGAGAUCAGAGAAGAUCUGCGGACAGAAUGUGAGAAGUUUGGUCAAGUGAAGAAGGUUCUUAUAUUUGAUCGACACCCUGAUGGCGUGGCUUCUGUGUCAUUUAAAGAAGCAACAGAGGCUGAUGUGUGCAAGCUGACUCUGAAUGGAAGGUGGUUUGGUGGACGUCAGCUCAGUGCUGAAACCUGGGAUGGUGUAACGGAUUAUCAGGUGGAGGAGACUGCAAGAGAAAGGGAAGAAAGGCUGAAGGUGUGGGGAUCGUUUCUAGAGGAUCCUGAUGGAAAGGAGCAGCAACCUGCAUCUGAUUCAGAUUCAGCAGCAAAUAGUGUCAAACUGCCUGAAGGCAGGAAACCCUCACAGGUUAAUGACACAUCUAAGAAGGAUGGAAAUGAGGCCCAUGAGAGGGAGAAUAAUGGUGAGGGCAUUAAUGAAGAUGGUGCUCCAUCCACAGACAGCAGCCUUGCAGGCAGUGAUGGUGAAGCUGACACAUAACGUCAUUCAUGCUGUAGGAAAGCAUGGGGUUUAGGGUGAUGUUUGAGUUGAUCCCUUCCUUCUGGGUGACUGCAGACAGUGUUCAUAGGAAUAUAUGCAUAUUAGAAUGUCAUCAACUGUGUGCUUUGAAGUUUUCAUUAAAAGCAGUACUUAAUGAUGUUCUAAAAGUUUGUAUUAAUUGGCUGUUCAGGUAAAGUUACUCAAUUUGCCAAGAAUGCAGUAAAACUCAUCAGGCUUCUUUUGUUCUAACUAUGCUUGUCAGUGUUUCAUUAUGUAAGUGUGAAGUAUGUUCCAACCUGUAAGUUUAUGUAACUAUAUGUAACUUU
This is a messenger RNA of Chaetura pelagica (chimney swift), 1649 nucleotides long. RefSeq names its product HIV-1 Tat specific factor 1 (gene HTATSF1). The coding region runs from base 1 to 1323 and encodes 440 amino acids. NCBI's taxonomy places the organism in Eukaryota, Metazoa, Chordata, Aves, Apodiformes, Apodidae. Gene Ontology annotation, cellular component: U2 snRNP; U2-type spliceosomal complex. The record is from RefSeq and is a predicted model, not a curated record. Gene Ontology annotation, molecular function: RNA binding. The transcript is spliced from 10 exons. Gene Ontology annotation, biological process: mRNA splicing, via spliceosome.